Messenger RNA from Brassica oleracea var. oleracea, 4058 nucleotides. RefSeq names its product probable thiol methyltransferase 2. NCBI's taxonomy places the organism in Eukaryota, Viridiplantae, Streptophyta, Magnoliopsida, Brassicales, Brassicaceae. The record is from RefSeq and is a predicted model, not a curated record. Gene Ontology annotation, molecular function: S-adenosylmethionine-dependent methyltransferase activity. The coding region runs from base 530 to 1075 and encodes 181 amino acids. The transcript has 6 exons.
AGAACCGCUGCCUAAUUGAGAGGAUGUAGAAUCAGUAAAAACCCCAUAUGUGUCCUUUUAUUAUUGGCUUAUUCCUUUUUGCCUUCUCUCUUCCGUUUCAUCAAUAUUUUUUCUUUUGGUCUGAAAAAUCUCUUGAUCAAUUGGUUGAUUACGCCGGUCGUGUUUGUUUUCCGUGGUGUGGGAAGGGAGGCAUCUUGUAGAUGGAACCGGGGCUGCUAUCAAGGAGAACGCCAUGAAAAUCGCCAUGUCGGAGAUUUUCCUCUUGAGGAAGAUCAAUCACCCCAACAUCAUUCGCUUCAUCGACAUGAACGAGUUUCGUCUUCUUUUGCUCUGUCUUUACAUGAUUGAGAUGUUGGUAGAUUACGCCGGUCGUGUUUGUCGUUGAACCUAAUGGAAACUCCGGUGAAGCUCCGGCGGUGGAAUCGUCGAGUGAUAUCUUCCAACGGUGUGUGACAGAGGAUUCUUCUAGUAAUGAACCAUAAUCUACUCUAAUAUAGUUAUUGAAUCUUUAUUCCGUGAAGCCGUUGAUAUGUGUAUUGGUUUAAGGUGGUUGGGAGAAGACCUGGAAAGCAGGAGCAACCCCAUGGGACUUGCUGGACCAACUCCGAUCAGUAAACAUCUCGCUGAGACGGGUUCAUUGCCUAAAGGCAGAGCUCUUGUUCCUGGUUGUAGAACCAAUGAAACAUUGCAGGUUUAUGAUGUGGUGGCAGUGGCCUGCCCUGAUCGUCAUGUGGUUGGAUUAUCAAAAACUGUGAUUGAAAAAUCAUCAAAGGUGUCAACAGUUCAUCUUUGCCCAAUUUUCUUUUGUGCAUUUGAAGCUAGCGUGAGACCUCCAUGGGCACAAAGAAUAGAAAAGCUUCUGAAACCAAGUGGAGAGCUUAUAACAUUGAUGUUUCCUAUGGAUGAGCGUUCUGGAGGUCCUCCUUACAAAGUAUUUGUGUCUGAUUACGAGAAGGUUCUGAUUCCACUGGGAUUUGAGGCAAUGUCCAUUGUGGACAAGGAACGUGCUAUAACACCACGCAAGGCUUUCAAAAAAAUUAAAGACUCUGAAACCGGCGAUCAAGAAACUGAGUAAAGAGAAAGUAGAAGAUAUAUAAAAAAAAAACAAAGGAGGCCUUCUCAAAGCUCUGUGAAUGCCAGACCAAGACGAUGGAAAAUCCUACCCAGCUUAAUAUGGAGGCAGAGUCUGUAGCUCUGAUCAGAUGGUCUUUCCUCUCGAGAUUGGAGAAGAAAGUUCUGAGUCAAAAAGCUAAGAUUCACUGGUUAGGAGUUGGAGAUGGUAACAAUAAAAACUUUCAUAAGGUUGCAACUAUCAGGGAGGUUCGAAAUUCCAUCAGAGAAAUUAAAAGAGCUGAUGGCUCAAUAGUAGAUAAUCAAGAAGAUAUUAAAAAGGAAGCUGUGGAGCAUUUCAACAACUUUCUAUCUCACACGCCCCCUGAUUACAAAGGUGUACGAUUGGAUGAGCUAAAAACUCUUUUGAAUUAUGAUUGUGCGCAGGAGGACAUGAACAUGCUAAUUGGUGAGGUUCCAAGGGAAGAGGUAAUGAGGGUUCUCUUUGGAAUGGCAGCAGACAAGUCUCCCGGCCCGGAUGGUUACACCAGUGAGUUCUUCAAAACUACUUGGGCACCGGUGGGGACUUUGUUACUGCAGUGAAGUCUUUCUUUGAUAAAGGGUUUCUCCCAAAAGGGAUUAACUCAACAAUAUUGACGCUCAUCCCCAAGAAAGAUGAAGCCAUUUCAAUGAAAGAUUACAGACCCAUCUCCUGCUGCAACGUGAUCUACAAGGUUAUUUCAAAAAUCUUGGCUAAUAGUUUGAAAAGGUUGCUUCCUUCAUUCAUAUCUUCGAACCAAUCGACAUUUGUCAAGGAUAGGCUGCUUAUGGAGAAUGUUUUAUUGGCAUAUGAGCUUGUUAAAAACUACCACAAGGACUCUGUCUCUGCAAGAUGUGCGGUUAAAAUAGAUAUCUCGAAGGCUUUUGACUUAGUACAGUGGUAUUUUAUGCUCUCUAUCCUUUCAGAAAUGAACCUACCAGAGAAAUUCAUCAUAUGAAUCGAGAAAUGCAUAGAUCUGGCAUUCUUCUCUGUUCAGAUUAAUGGAGAGUUAGCAGGAGACUUCGUAAAGGCUGCUCUCUCUCGCCAUAUCUAUUUGUGAUAUGUAUGCAAGUGUUGUCUAAGCUCCUAGAUAAAGCCGCAAAAGCUAAGAGUAUUGGAUACCAUCCACACUGUCAGGAACUAGCUCACUCACCUCUGUUUCGCUGAUGAUGUUCUAGUCUUCUCAGACGGGAAGCAAAGCUCUAUUGAAGGCAUCCUGAAAGUAUUUCGAAAUUAUGCGACAAUGUCUGAUCUGAAUAUCAGCCUAGAGAAGUCUACUCUCGACAUGGCGGGUAUUACUGAGGAUGAUAGCGUCGCAAUCCUGAUUUAGUUCCCAUUUGAAACAGGUUCUCUCCCGGUCAGAUAUCUAGGCCUUCCAUUGAUGUCAAAAAAGUCAGUAAAUGAUUAUGCUCCCCUGCUCUCGAGAAUAAGAUCGAAGAUCAGCUCCUGGACAGCUCGACACCUUUCCUUUGCUGGUAGACUGCAGCUGAUUGGCUCAGUGAUAUUUUGCCGGCCAGAUAUCUAGGCCUUCCAUUGAUGUCAAAAAAAGUCAGUAAAUGAUUAUGCUCCCCUGCUCUCGAGAAUAAGAUCGAAGAUCAGCUCCUGGACAGCUCAACACCUUUCUUUUGCUGGUAGACUGCAGCUUAUUGGCUCAGUGAUAUAUAGCUUGACAAACUUUCGGAUGUCAGCUUUCAGGCUUCCAAACUAGUGUAUUUAGGAAAUCAACAAAAUCUGUUCAGCCUUCCUCUGGCCAGGUCCUGUUCUAUCCACUUAAAAAACUAAGAUAGCUUGGUCAGAUUUCUGUGCGCCGAAGGAUGAAGGAGGGUUAGGGCUGAGAUCUCUGGAGGAAGCUAACAAAGUCUCCUGUUUAAAAUUGAUAUGGUGCAUUCUCUCUGCUAGGACUGCUCUGUGGGUUCAAUGGAUUCAAAAGUAUCUUAUCAGAAAAGAUUAUUUAUGAAGUGUGAAAGACACAAGCUCUUUAGGUUCUUGGAUGUGGAAGAAACUUCUAAAGUUUCGACCCUUAGCCUCGCAACUUACAAGAGUUGACAUCAGAAAUGGCCUAAUGACAUCAUUCUGGUAUGAUCAGUGGUCUUCCUUGGGUAAGCUACUUGAUCUAACAGGAGAAAGAGGUUGCAUUGAUCUUGGUAUCCCGAUAAACGCCACAUUGUAAAGGGCCGUGAAGGCUUAUCGUUGCCGAAGACACAUAACUUUUGUCUUGAUGCAAAUUGACCAGGAAAUUAUGGGACUACGGCGCCAUGACCUUGUCCACGAGGACGAUAUUUGUCUUUGGAAGAGGGAGAAUGGUGGUUUUCAUCAUGUUUUCUCCACUUCUCAAACAUGGCACCUCACUCAAUCUCAACCACCAAAGAUUCCAUGCCAUAAAGGAGUUUGGUUUCCUGAAGCUAUUUCUAAGUACUCGUUCAUUACACGGCUUGCAAUGCAUAACAGAUUGUCGACCGAAGACCGGAUCCUCAGGUGGAAUUCUCAAGUUGUUUCUACUUGCUGACUAUGUAACUCGGCUGAACAAACUAGAGACCACUUGUUCUUUGAAUGUUCCUAUUCUGCGGAAGUCUGGAGAGGAACCAUAAAAGACUUGCCCGAUCCUGGCUGUCCGAAUCAAUAGACUCCUCUGAUUUAAAAGCUGGUGACGGGGCUGCAUGGGAGAGAACCUUGAGCUUUUUGUUCAUAUACUGUUUUCAAGCAGUGGCCUAUGUUAUAUGGUUUGAAAUGAAUGCUCGUCGAGUUGGGGAGCCUUUAAAGCCCUCUAAUCUGAUGAUCCUCUAUCUGGAUAAGUUGGUUCAGAACAAAAUAUCAUCUUUGAGAAGAACAGUUGCGAGUAAGCACGAGAAGGCCAUGACAAUCUGGUUUGGGAGGAGAUGAACUUCGGUUUCUUUCAAAUUCCAUUCUAAAAUUCAAAAUAUUUAUCCUUUUUGUAGAUAAAAAAUAGCGUUAACUUGUACAAAGGUUU